AUGAGGGAACCAUGGAUCUCUGGCUUUUUCUUUGCUUUCUUUCUCAUCUUCUCAUCCAUUGAUACUCAACCUCUCUACUUUCCUACUGCCAAUCUUCCAACCACAUGGAUCAAUGAUGAAUCUUCUCUCCGUUCCAUCAAUUUCACAGAUGGCUCAAGGAUCAGAGUCAUCCUCCUUAGGACAAGCGGUUUACCUAUGUUCACAUGUGGCUUCUUCUGUAAUGGAACAUGCACAUCUUAUCUCUUUGCAAUUAUUAUCAAUUUAUUUAUGGUGGUUAAUCCUCAAGUUGUUCCGUACACCAACAAAGACUCUCCAGAGGUCAUUUGGUCAGCCAACCGUGACAAUCCAGUCAGGGAAGGUGCAAUACUGAGUCUCAAUGAAGCUGGAGAAUUGGUGUUACACGAUGUCGAUGGAAGCAUAGUUUGGACAACAAACACUAAUGGACAAUCUACUGCUGGCAUGAACCUAACUGAUAAAGGAAAUCUGAUGUUGUUCGAUGACCAUAACUCGAUGGUUUGGCAAUCAUUUGAUCACCCUACAGACUGUUUGGUAGCUGGGCAAAAACUAUUUCAAGGACAGAAGCUCAUACCUAGUGUUUCAUUAACCGACUGGACUGCUCAAAAAGAUUUAUUCUCUCUUCAAGUCACCGACAAAGGUCUGUUUGCUUAUGUGGAAUCAAACCCACCUCAAGUCUAUUUCCGUAAGUUGGUAAAUGGCAUAAAUCCAGAAAAUUAUGUAGUAUUCUUAGAUAGGAGUUUGUGUUUCUUUAUUUUUUCUACAAGGCCAAAUUAUUGUAAGAGUGUGAUUGAUAUACCUCCAGCCUUCCCAUUUCAGUUUAUAAAAUUAAUGCCAGAUGGACAUUUGAAAGUGUUUGGAUGGGAUGCUUUCGAAGGAGGGGCGAUAGUAGCCGAUCUAUUAACCGGUGAUCUAGGAGGGUGUUUUUAUCCAUUGGCUUGUGGGAGAAAUGGCAUUUGCUCGGGUAAUCAAGAAUGUAGUUGUCCAAGAUCAAGCUUUCCGGGGAUGGACUCUUUUAGGGCAGUUAAUGAUAGCGAACCCAACAUGGGUUGCUCUCAAGUUAAUCCUCUCACAUGUAACGCUACACAAGAUCAACAUUUCAUUGAACUCAAGAACGUCAAGUACUUCACCUACACUGCCGACAUGGAGGAUGUGGAUAUGGAGACUUGUAAGCAGGCGUGUCUGGGAAAGUGUUCAUGCAAAGCAGCUAUAUUUGAGUAUGGUUCGAAUUCUUCAAGUGGAAAUUGCUCUUUACCUUCAGAGCUUUUUACAAUGACGAAACUUGACGCACAUGAAAUGCGUCUUAAUUCUUCAGCUUUUAUAAAAGUCCAGAAUAGGUGUUGGGAACAGGGGACAUUGUUGGAUAUAGUUGACAGGUCCAGUAAAGAUAUGCAGGUAAAUGGCGCAGAAGUUAUGGAGAUGAUGAAAGUGGCUUCAUGGUGUUUACAGACUGAUUUUACGAAAAGGCCUUCAAUGUCAUCGGUGGUUAAGGUGUUAGAGGGAGUAAUGAAUGUUGAAUCAAACUUGGAUUACAACUUCUUGUAUCCAAGACUGCAGAAAAUAACAGAUGAACAUGAGAAAAACUCGAAACCGGUGUUGCCUUCUAUUCUAUCAGGGCCGAGGUGA
Molecule: messenger RNA, 1641 nt
Organism: Lactuca saligna
Lineage: Eukaryota; Viridiplantae; Streptophyta; Magnoliopsida; Asterales; Asteraceae
Source: the annotation of a GenBank genome assembly